ACCCGUGUGCACCUACGUUAUAAACUUCUAGAACCGUACCGCAAUUGAGAAUUGAUUCACGUUUAGUUUGAGAAUUUGGUUGUUUUGGGCUAGGAAUUCUCUCCCGGCCUUCGUUUCAAUGAUCCACCACAUCAACACUGAGUAAACUGUCAUAUUAAGCGUAUCCAUGGCAAUCCUAUGUUUCUGAAAUGUUAGCGAGUUAUCUGAAAUAUAAUACUAACAAGUUAGCUAACAUUUAGCUUUACUAGCUAGCUAGCAAUAUGCUAUAGAUUGGCAAUGGUUAGCAAUCUUGCUAGCAGUAGAAUAACAGUUGAUAUUUUAAUUUCAGCAAAUGUCGUUAUCAAAUGUAGGCUGUGUGUAACCAGACAUUAACGUUGGUGCAUGUUUUCUUACUUUUAGGCCGUUCUGUAAAUAAAUCAAUGACUAUAUCACCAAAUGUUGUUUCAAGAAGAACCGCCAUGCUUGCGCACGCGCUCUUGAUUGAUUUCGGUGUCACUUGGGCCGGGGGUGUUGUUUCCUCCACGAUCAUACAACAGCUAGAAGAUGGCGAUGAAACGAACAUCAGUUUAUACUCUAUGUGUACUGUUUAUGUCAUUCAUUUUCGCUGAGUCUUCACCUCGACAAUUGAACACGGAAAGUAUUCUGAUCAAUGUGACAGCAGGGACAUUGAAUGAUACACAGGUGCAGGAGUCCAACAACUUGCAGAUCAACCUGAAUAUUUCAGUGGAUGAAGAGCAGGUGCUCAUCAAUGACAUCCCUGUGGAGUUGUCAGGGGUGACCAGGUUGAACUGCCAAGCCUUGCUGUUGGAUACCACCAAUGGCACAAGUGAAUUUGAAUCUGGUGACUAUGUCUCCACUGUCACCCGGGUGAUGGUGAGCCAGAAUCGCUUGUGGAGUGAUUCAGAAGAGGUGGUGGCUCUCCAAGUGUUCAGCGAGGUCAUCGAGAUGGAGGGGAAAAAGGUCCAGCAGCCAGAAAUGUGUGAAGUGAAGAUACUGAUGAGCCCCAAUUUCCAGACGCUUGCGCAGUAUACCAACACCUAUCCCAUUGGACACAGCGAGAUUUUCAGGAUCCCAAGGGAAAAUGAUGUGGUCAUCACAGAUCCAACAAAUCCUAAAAAAGCUGAAUACCAAGUGAUGUCCCAGACCACCAGUCAUUACCCUCUGAAGCAUGCGGACACCACCCAGGAGGAGACUGCUGCCCCAGGCAAGCUCCCGGAGACUCCCCUCCGCAUGGACCCAGACCUGCUGUAUGAUAACAAUGAGGGUGAUGACUUGGGAGGGCUGUCUGAUCAGAUGCAGACAGAGGCACCACUCAAAGAAUCUCUCUCUUCUUACAGUGCCAUGUGUCGAUGGGUGGAGGAGGUGAGGGACCGCCUGCGACGCUUCUGGUCUGAGUCCUUGCCCCUGUUCUUCUUGGUCAUGUGGGUGGUAGUGAUUGGUGUGGUUGGGUCAGCGGUCAUUGUCAAGAUCCUGGACAUGUUCUUCCCAACAUGCGAACACAAGGGAAUUUUACAUUUAAAUCCUGUGACUCUGAUGCCGGAAGAUGAGAAACACACCCUGCUGGAGAACAUUGAAAUAGAGGUAGAGGAGGUGAAAAGGCCUUCAUUGAAAACUGAAGAGUCUGAUUGCAUCUGUUGAAAACACAAGGCAUUAUGUGGUUAGAGAAACCAUAAUCUCUUUGUAGCACUUAUUACACAUGCAUUGCAAAAAUAACAUGUUUAGCUUUAUUUCUCAAACAUUAUACCCUCCUCUCAAAGAAGGAAUCUGAAAUGUUACUAGUGGAAGCAGAGCUGCAUACUGCAUUAUUUUUCAUAUUAUGAUUGUGUUACCUCACAGUGCCUCUGUAACCAUUCUACUUUGCAUUAUGAAAUACUGACUUCCUAUUGGUUUAUUUUUGAUUGCUCAUUUCAUAUUUUAUCAUUCUGACUGGAGGAUUGAACUGAGGAUUUGGUGUUUGUUUGCAUGCAACUUUAAAUCAUAAGACAAACUGUUUUUAUUUACUGUAUUUGAACCAGUGCAUCAUAUUGUCAGAGCCUCACCAAUGCAUUUGUUGUAAAAUGUCAAAACAUUUUUACGUUGGUAUUACAUUUUGUUUGAACUUGACGGGCCUGCGCUUAGGUUCAUUAAAGGACAGGUGGUCCUAGUCUUGCACCCAUCAUUAUGAGUCGAACAGAGACUGAGCAAAUAGAAGAUCUCAUUCCAACCAUUUCAGUUGAUAGAGACAGAUGGCAGUUAGUUCCUGUAGGUGAAUGAUCUGUCACAGAACAUUGCAGAUAGACCUGGAAAGUAUAGAACAGACAUUAACUGCUUUAGUGUCCUGUCUAUACAGUCCAUUUCUGUUCACUCUGAAUAUACUCCUGCUUUAUGCCUUGAAAUGUAUGAAUAUGGUUACUGGAUGUUCUUUGCAAUAUGAGUGAAUGACAAUGGAUGUUCUCUGCAAUGUGAAUUACUCGCAAUGGCCGUGCACUGUCAACAUAGACAUCUGAAGCUACACUAAUAGGACCUUAUACACUUUAGUCUAAGAAUAGUCAAACCUACUCCUCCCAAUAGCUUAUUGGCUGGUUUGCCUCAAAGCAGGCUAGGCAUGACCAAAAUAAAAUUGUAUCAAUGUGAUUCUCAAGAUUAGGCUCAUGGUUGACAUAUGGGGCCCUGGCACAUUGACUUAGUAGCCAUAGUAUGGGAUGCAGUUAGCUGUCAAUGAAACAACUUCAUAAUAGGAAACUGCAUGCUGAUUUGAACUUGAGUGGGUGAAUUAGAACUUAGUUAUUUUACAUUUUGCUUCUAUGGUGCCUCAAUUCAAUUUCAAUCUUGUGUUUUACUAAACGCAUGGGAGCAUGGCAUGUGUGCAUCAUGUAUUUUCAUUCAAAUCAAACUGUACAUUGAAUUCCCAAAUCCUGCUCAAUAAAAAUGUUUCUGUAAA
Oncorhynchus mykiss (rainbow trout) is the source of this 2920-nucleotide messenger RNA. Its product is annotated as glycoprotein integral membrane protein 1. Lineage: Eukaryota; Metazoa; Chordata; Actinopteri; Salmoniformes; Salmonidae. The record is from RefSeq and is a predicted model, not a curated record.